Messenger RNA from Cuscuta campestris, 991 nucleotides. The record is from the annotation of a GenBank genome assembly. Lineage: Eukaryota; Viridiplantae; Streptophyta; Magnoliopsida; Solanales; Convolvulaceae.
AAACAUUUCAAUGGUGGAGUCAGAAUUUUCCUAUGCAGUCGGAGGAUCAACAUUUCUCUCAGGAAGCCUUUUAACGAACUUCAAACCUGCGAAGCCAUAAAUCGCAGAAGAUAAAUAAUUUAUACAUAUUGGGAGAGCAAGCGGAAGAGAUCUGAGGUGUAGCAAAUGGCUUCGCAUUCGCUAAAGAAUCCUGCUGCGCUACUGCCGAUGACCACCGCCGAUUCUUCGCCGGCGGACCGAUCGGCGGAGGAGAAACUCUUCAAAGGGUCCGCCAUGACCAAGCGCGGAGCUUACGCCGCCGUCUCUUAUAUGUCCUCCGCCGUUCUGUUGGUGUUGUUCAAUAAAGCAGCUCUUUCUUUGUACAAUUUCCCAUCUGCAAGUGUGAUCACACUAUGUCAGAUGAUAUGUUCAUGUUUCUUUCUCUACCUUUUACGGCGAUGGAAAAUGAUAUCUUUUCAUUUAGGCGAAUCCCCAACGACGUCUGAUAAUUCCAAAGCAUUAGUACCUCUAAAGUCUGUGAUUGAUACUCUACCUCUGGCCGUGGCCUAUCUCCUUUAUAUGCUAGUCACCAUGGAGUCUGUUAGGGGAGUAAAUGUACCCAUGUAUACUACUCUCAGGAGGACAACCGUUGUUUUUACUAUGAUGGUGGAGUAUAUUCUUGCAAAGCAGAGGUAUACGCGUGCUAUUGUUGGAAGCGUUGCAUUGAUUGUGUUUGGUGCAUUUGUCGCGGGAGCUCGGGACUUAUCAUUUGAUUUGUAUGGUUAUUUUGUUGUUUUCUUAGCCAAUAUUACAACUGCUAUAUACCUCGCAACCAUAGCUCGAAUAGGAAAAUCAAGCGGUCUUAAUAGCUUUGGUCUUAUGUGGUGCAAUGGUAUUGCCCUCUUGUCCUAGAAUUCGACCUGCAUUUUUGUUACACUCUUUAGCUCUUCACCAAACUUCAUUUUGAUAGAUUGAACAUAUAGUUAAUUAUCAUUAAAUUGGGCUUAAUUCA